Saprolegnia parasitica CBS 223.65 is the source of this 2875-nucleotide messenger RNA. RefSeq lists its product as hypothetical. Gene Ontology annotation, molecular function: RNA binding; 5'-3' RNA exonuclease activity. The coding region runs from base 1 to 2832 and encodes 943 amino acids. NCBI's taxonomy places the organism in Eukaryota, Oomycota, Saprolegniomycetes, Saprolegniales, Saprolegniaceae. The record is from RefSeq and is a predicted model, not a curated record. Gene Ontology annotation, cellular component: nucleus. Gene Ontology annotation, biological process: nuclear-transcribed mRNA catabolic process. The transcript has 5 exons.
AUGGGCGUCCCCGCGUUCUACCGCUGGAUCAGCAUGAAGUACCCCAAGACGGUGGUCUACGCCACCGAGGACCCGCCGACCAAGAUCGAGGGCCGCGACCGCUUCGGCCUCAUCGACAUCGAGGCCGAGAACCCCAAUGGCACCGAGUUCGACAACCUCUACAUCGACAUGAACGGUAUCAUCCACCCGUGCGCGCACCCGGAAGAGGGCGAGCAGCCCAAGACCGAAGAAGAGAUGUUCAUGCGCCUCAUGGACUACGUCGACCGCCUCGUGGCCUGCGUGCGCCCGCGCCGCCUCCUCUACAUGGCCAUCGAUGGUGUUGCACCGCGUGCCAAGAUGAACCAGCAGCGCUCGCGUCGUUUCCGGUCCGCGCAAGAAGCGCGCCAGCGCGAGGAAGUCGACGCUGAAGCCCGCGAGUACAUGGCGCUCAUCGGCCACAAGGUGCCGGCCAAGCAGACGCCGUGGGAUUCGAACGUCAUUACGCCCGGUACCAAGUUUAUGGCCAAGCUCGCCAAGUUCAUGCGCUUCUACGUCCGCGACCGCAUCAACUCGAGUCCUGGCUGGAAGAGCCUCAAGGUGCUCUUUUCCGACGCCGGCGUCCCGGGUGAGGGCGAGCACAAGCUCAUCAUGUACAUCCGCGACCAGCGCUGCCAGCCCGACUACGACCCGAACCUGCGCCACGUGCUGCACGGUCUCGACGCCGAUCUCAUCAUGCUUGGGCUCGCGACCCACGAGGCGCAUUUCUCGGUCCUUCGCGAAGAAGUGCUCUUCGGCAAGGCCAAGUACGAGGCCAUCGAGGCCAAGGCGCGUCUCACGGGCAACGACCCGUUAAAGGGGAAGCGCAAGGCCGGCGAUUACGGCGAGCACGACGCGGCCAUGCUCGCGUCCCACUUGAAGCCGUUCCAGUUCCUUCACAUUAGCACGCUGCGCGAAUACCUCCGCAUCGAGUUCGAGCCGGUCGCGGCCACCCUGCCCUUUCCGUACGACUUUGAGCGCAUCAUUGACGACUUUGUGUUUCUUUGCUUCUUUGUCGGCAACGAUUUCCUGCCGCACUUGCCGUGCAUGGACAUCCGCGACGGCGCCGUCGACUACCUCCUGCUCGUGUACGCCAAGCUGCUUCCGUCGCUCGGCGGGUACAUCACCAACCCCGGCGGCGAAAUCGACCUCUCGCGCGCCGACGUGCUGCUCGCCGAGGUCGGCACGGUCGAAGAAACCAUCUUCCAGCGCCGCAUCGAGAAGGAGCGCCGCAACGCCGAGUUCCAAGCGCGCCGAGAGAUGUACAAGAAGCGCGACCAAGUCGCUGCCGAGGCGGCCCGCGGCGACGCGGUCUCUGUCAAGCGCCACAAGGACGGCCGCGGCGUGGCCACGCCGUCGAACGAGGUGUACAAGCAGCUCGAGCCCAAGCAGGCGCUCAAGGAGCGCAUCAAGCACAUGGAGCAAGCGCAGCUCGAAAAGUACCGCGAAGAGAUCAAGGAUACCGUGCGUCUCGGCGAGCCGGGCUGGAAGACCCGUUACUACGAGGACAAGCUCAAAGCCAACGACAUUGAGAUUGGUGGCGGCCGCGAGCGCGUCUUCCAGGCGUACAUUGAAGGCCUGUGCUGGGUCAUGCGCUACUACUAUGCGGGUUGUGUGUCGUGGACGUGGUUUUACCCGUUCCACUACGCGCCGUUUGCGUCGGAUCUCAAGAACAUUGACCGAUACGAGAUCAAGUUUGAUCUCGGGCAGCCGUUCUGCCCAUUUGAGCAGCUCAUGGGCGUCUUCCCCGCCGACUCGAAGCACGCGAUUCCCAAGCCGUACCAAUGGCUCAUGACGGACCCGGAGUCGCCGAUUCUGGACUUUUACCCGGAAGAGAUCCCGCUCGACCCGAACGGGAAGGCCGCGCCGUGGCUCUGGAUCGCGCUGCUUCCGUUCAUUGACGAGAAGCGCCUCUUGGAUGCGAUGGCGCCGGCGAACGCCAAGCUCACGGACGCGGAGAAGAAGCGCAACGAGCGCUUUGGGAAGGAGCUCAUUUUCUUCCAUUCGAGCGCCGACCAGCCGCUGCCGACGCCGACGAAUUCGCCCGUCGCGCUCGUGCCGACGACGUUCCAGAUGGCGGGGAGCAUGGCGUACCACGAGCCGAGCUACUUUCCCGAAGGCUGCAUCGUGCCGAGCCCUGAGAAGGCCAAGAUCGAACUGCUCGACAUCCGCAACAACAAGUGCCUCAGCUUUGAGUUCAUCUCGCCGCCCAAGAACCGUCACCUCUCGGUCUUGCUGCCCGGCGCGGUCGAAGACGAGCCCGUGCUCUUGUCGGCGGAAGACCGCGAAGUCCGCCCGCCCUUCUUUGGCAAUGCCAACAUUUCGAUUGUCGACAUGGCCGGCGCCGCCCGAACGGCCAUUAGCGUCCGCAACAACCAGCGCGGCGGCAACCACAACCGCUUCCAGCCGACGCAAGGACAGCAGGGGUGGGGGACCCCGACCCACAACAACUUUCUCUACGUCCCUAACGGCAACAACGACCAGCAGGGCCAACCGCCGACGUCGGGCUUUCGGCAUCAAGCGCCGUCGGGCGGGCGUGGUGGCUACCAGGGUGGUCGUGGUGGCUACCAGGGUGGUCGCGGUGGCUACCAAGGCGGUGGUCGUGGCGGCUACCAGGGCGGCCGUGACUACCAAGGCGGGGCCUCGUACCAGACUGACGCGGCGCCGCCGCAAGGUGGUGCCAUCGGCUCGGGCUUUGGCCCGCGGGCGCCCAACAUGGACGCACUCAAGGCCGGUCUGCGCAACAUGCACGCGCAGCGCGGCACGUAUGACAAGGCGCCGUCAUCCUCGUACCCCAACCAACGAUACGACCGGUAAACCCACAACAAUAAUUGCUUCAUAAAUCUAAGAUCCAGUUUUU